Molecule: messenger RNA, 808 nt
Organism: Geodia barretti
Lineage: Eukaryota; Metazoa; Porifera; Demospongiae; Tetractinellida; Geodiidae
Source: the annotation of a GenBank genome assembly
CAUGCGCACAUGGGAUCGUUUCAUUUCCCCUCUAAAAUCGUGAGUCGGCGAAUCUGCUUCUUCUCUCUCUCUCCCCCGGCGUUCUUCUUACCCUGUUAUCAACUGAGAGCCAGUGAGGAUGUCUGAGGAAGAAGCGCAGGCAGCAGCCCAGGCCACCGCAGCUGAUGACGAAGAGGAUGAACUGACGCCCGGCUACACAGCUCCCAAGAAGGUGGACCUGAAGACACUGCAGGAACUGGAUGCAGACGACGAGUCUCUUGUGAAGUACAAAGCGCAGUUGUUGGGGCAGACAACCGACGUAAAAGAUGAGGGUGGGGCAAAUGUGUUAGUCCAGCAGCUGAUUCUGGAACCAAUCGAUCAUGCAGCUUUCACUCUGGACCUCAAUGCAUUUGUGUUCUUAUUGCUUAGAGUUGACCUGGAUAACCACACUUACAAGGAGGUGCACUGUUUAGCUUGUUCCUUCUAUAUAGGAGACCUCGCCAAAUUGAAAGACUCACCUAUCACCAUCAAGGAAGGCUGCGAAUAUCGUGUCAAGAUUGUCUUCCGUGUCCAGCGGGAUAUUGUCUCCGGCCUUCGCUACGCACAGAACACCUACAGGAAAGGAAUCAAAGUUGAUAAGAGUAACCUGAUGGUUGGUAGCUAUGGGCCCAAGACUGAGGCUCACGUCUACCAGACGCCACUCGAGACGGCUCCGUCAGGGAUGAUAUCUCGUGGCACCUACAACAUCAAGAGCAAGUUCACAGACGACGACAAAAACUCCAUCAAGGAGUGGGAUUGGGUGCUCAAUAUCAAGAAGGACUGGGCGUGA